Molecule: messenger RNA, 1884 nt
Organism: Dujonia railenensis
Lineage: Eukaryota; Fungi; Ascomycota; Pichiomycetes; Serinales; Debaryomycetaceae
Source: the annotation of a GenBank genome assembly
AUGAUAAAAUCACUUGGAAGAAGAAUUAUGCCCUCAAUUAAACAAUUUUCUACCUCCUCCUUAAAGGGGGACCUCUACAGAUACCAGAAGGACUUGCCCAAACUUCCGGUUCCUACCUUGGACGAGACUGCCGCAAAGUACCUUUUGUCCGUUCAACCAUUAUUGACGGAAGAACAAUUUAAGGCUACUAGUGAAAAAGUUAAUGAUUUCGUUAGCGCCGGUGGAAUCGGGCCAAUACUUCAAGAACGUCUUGAGAAUUUUGCCGCUAACCCUAAAGUAGACAACUGGCUUGCUGAAUCUUGGGAUGACUAUGCAUACAUGGGAUAUAGAGACCCUGUUGUUCCUUAUGUAUCGUACUUCUUUUCCCAUAAAGAUGUUAACAAUCUAAUUGGAAAGGACCAAUUGUUGAAGGCUACUUUAAUCUCUUACUACGCCACUCAAUUUUUGGUGGAUGUUCAAAAUGAAACAUUGGAGCCAGAGAUCAUUAAGGGUAACCCAUACUGUAUGAAUGCUUUCAGAUUCAUGUUCAAUAAUGCUAGAGUGCCCCAUGAAGUUAACGACAUUACCAACAGUUAUGAUGGAACCAAGCAUCGUUACUUUGUCGCAAUUAUAAAUAACCACUAUUACAAGAUUUAUCACCACAACAAGAAUGAUGACACUCCUUUGACCAAAGCACAAUUGUACAAGCAAUUUGAGUUCAUUUUGAAUGAUGUCACCAAGCGUGGUAAAGCUGCUCCAAUUGGUGCAUUGACUUCAUUGAAUAGAGAUGAGUGGUUAAGUUCCUACACACAGUUGUUGAAAUCUCCAUCCAGUGCUGCUUCGAUCGAAGCUAUAGAAGCAUCUUCUUUCAUUGUUUGUUUAGAUUCCAACUCUCCUAUUACAAUCAAGGAGAAGUCUGCCAACUGUUGGCACGGUAACGGUCAAAAUAGAUAUUUUGACAAACCAUUGGAAUUUCUCGUUGGUGCUAAUGGUAAUUCCGGAUUUAUUGGAGAACAUUCCAGGAUGGAUGCUACUCCAACUGUCCAGUUAAACAACUAUAUCCUUGAUAAAAUUAACAAGGAAUCUCCUAAGGAUUUAAUUGCAGAGAUUGAAGGGUUAAACGUUAAUGUGAGAGAAUUACCAGUUACUCUGAUCCCAUCUGUUUUACCAUUUGAUAUCAAUCCAUACGUUAGAAGUGAAAUUGAAAGUGCUGUUGUUAAAUUCAACAAGACCAUUGAAUCUCAUGAUGAAGAAGUUUUCCAAUACCAAGGCUAUGGUAAGAACUUGAUUAAACAAUUCAAGGUUUCCCCAGAUGCUUACGUACAGAUGCUUAUGCAAUUGUCUUAUUACAAGACUACAGGAAAGAUUAGACCAACUUAUGAAAGUGCCGCAACGAGAAAGUUUUUGAAAGGUAGAACUGAAACUGGUAGAUCCGUCUCCAAUGAAUCCAAGAAGUUUGUUGAAACUUGGACCGACUUUAACAGUACCAACGAAGAGAAGAUUGCUACCUUCCAAGCUGCUUGUAAACAACACGUUAAGUACUUGGGAGAAGCAGCCAAUGGUAAGGGUGUUGACCGUCACUUCCUUGGUUUAAAAAAUAUGUUGCAACCAGGUGAAGAAGUUCCAGCUAUCUUCUCAGAUCCUGUUUUUAGUUAUAGUGCUACUUGGUACCUUUCCACAUCUCAAAUUCCUAGUGAAUAUUUCCAAAGUUGGGGAUUUUCUCAAGUUAUCGAUGAUGGAUAUGGAUUAGCCUACAUGAUUAACAGUGAUUGGUUACAUGUUCACAUCAGUUGUAAGAAGAAUAAUGGCUUGAGAAGUGAUGUUUUGAAGUACUACUUAACUGAAACUGCUAACGAAAUGAGAGACAUAUUAAAGACCAGCUUGCCACCAAAGGCCAAGUUGUAG